AUGGUCAGCAACAAGCGACAGCUAUGGAACCUGCCGACGCAGACGACUCAGAUGGAAUCGGCGCACUGCACGCCCUUCACUCUGCCUUCGAACGGCGUCAUCUCGCUCAAGGAUUCGGUCAUAACCCUGACCACCGAUGUGGUCUUCCGACCUGAAUGCACCGGCGCAGGGAUUCAAGAGGUGUCGUCUAUCCUCGGCAAGGACCCGUUCUAUUCCUCGACGAUACCGCAGACGUAUGUGAUUGCGGCGGCGACGGUGAUAGCAUGGAUUCUCGUGGUCAUGCUUAUCAUCACGCCGCGCACGAACUUUCUCGGUGGUUCGGGCGCGGUGCAUGGGUUCGCGAAUGGGCGCGGGAUCAUUGGAGGAGCGACGGGCGGUACACCGAGUUUGAUCGGCGUCGGGUCCAGGCCGUGGUUGCAGAAGGUCGCGGCGCUCACGGUGGCCAUCUCCUUGACCAUCGCCACUGCGGACUUCUUCGUGGCUGCGCAGGAGCAGUACGAGAUGGGCUACAUGGACGCGAAUGACUUGCGAGAACAUGUCCUCGGGACCAUGGAGAUCAGAGUCACGCGCGUAAUAUCGGAUGUCUUCCUCUGGCUUGCGCAGGUGCAGACACUGAUACGGCUCUUUCCACGGCACAAGGAGAAGGUGCUCAUCAAGUGGAUUGGAUUUGUGCUGAUCCUGUUCGACUCCAUCUUCUCCUGCCUCAACUCUUUCCUGGUCGAAAGCACGCAUCCGCCACGGCAAUUCGUUGACGCGAUACCGGCAUUAUCAUAUCUGUUUGAACUGGCGUUGGGGUUAUUAUACGCAGCUUGGGUGAUUUACUAUUCCCUGACGAAACGACGCUAUGCUUUCUACGACUCGAAGAUGCGGAGCAUUACUCUGAUUGCAGUUCUGUCUCUGGUGGCUGUACUCACGCCGGUUGUAUUCUUCGUCACGGACGUUUCGAACCCAGAUGUUGCGGGAUGGGGUGACUACUUUCGAUGGGUGGGCGCUGCGGCCGCGAGUGUGGUUGUUUGGGAAUGGGUGGAGCGCAUUGAGGCGUUGGAGCGGGAUGAGAAGAAAGAUGGCAUUCUAGGACGCGAGAUCUUCGAUGGGGACGAGAUGUUGGAUGCCACGCCAAGUGAGGAUCUUGUAUGGAAUGACACGCACAACGACGGGCGUGGAGGGAGAAAGGAUAGAGAUGGAAACGGUGGUGGGGCGGGCAAUCAGUCCAGCGCUUUGGAGAAGGGCCUUUUUAGUGGUGUCGCUCAGCGGUUCCGACAGCGCCAGAAGCCACCGCACCACUUCCCACUGGGUCGGACGCACUCGCAAACUACGACGACUGCGACUCCCGAGCUAGGUCGCAGGGAGCGUGGCCGAGGAGGCAUCGUGUUUGGUGAUCUGCCGAAUCCAAGGAACCGAACAGAGGAUCGAAUAUUGGGAGGUCCAACACCACCGCCCGCAGUUGCCAGUCCAGUGAGCAGGACGGACACCACCAGUGCAGCUAGUACGGUGUACGUUGUACAACGCAAUCCUCACGCUGACCACCCGCAACCUGUUCGCCGACGCAUGGACGCCUUUGGGAACACGGCACGAGCUCUAGCUCAAGCACGAUCGCAACGGCAAGGCAGGGAUACGGGAGCGACCAAAGACCCGGAGAAGGAAGAGUAUGAAGAGCAGCCACCGCGACCCAACCUGGGUCGCAGCACUGGCGCAUGGCUUGCCGUGAACAAUCCAUUCAAGCGGAAACGUGCUUCGCCGCCUGCAGAGGUCCAACAAGCCAGACACGCGGCUGCGCAGGCACCAGCCCGUGCGAUCACUCCAGCGCACAAUUUCUCCCCCUGGGACAUCAAGAACCGCAUUGGUGUCUUGGCUGCAGAGACAGGAGACAAGCUUCGAGAUCGAAGAGCGAACCGCCGACCCGAAGUCGACUUGCCCGUCACCGUCGUUCCGGCACAGCCUCGCGGGAGUGGCCGAACGUGGACGCCUCCUGUACCGACACCGACGCCUACUGUGCAGAAGACGACUGGCGCAAUCGGUUAUGUUGAGCAUUUCCCCAGCGACACUACUACGCUCACUGCCAACAGCCAGGAUGUGUCUAGACAGCAAGUGCGCGUUGACGAUCAGAGCCCAUUAUGCGCCGGUGGCAUAGGUCCCACGCCAACUCCUCCUGCAGGCAGGACUCAAGCUGUACAGAGCCCACCGCGCGCUGACGACUUGAGUCCUGCGGCCGCGACCGAGUCGCCAGUGGUCGUUCCUGCACCGAGGAGGUCUCAAAGGAGUUCGCCGCUGGCUUUGCAUCACACCUCUGCGGAUAGUGGAUCUGAGCGAGAGAGGGAUGAAGGGAUACAGAACCCCUACGCUUUGUACGGCGGUCAUGCCAGAGGAAUCGAUCUGGGCGGAUGA
Saxophila tyrrhenica is the source of this 2385-nucleotide messenger RNA. It is a transcript of the gene RIM21, whose product is annotated as pH-response regulator protein palH/rim21. The transcript has 2 exons. The record is from RefSeq and is a predicted model, not a curated record. Gene Ontology annotation, biological process: cellular response to pH. Lineage: Eukaryota; Fungi; Ascomycota; Dothideomycetes; Mycosphaerellales; Extremaceae. Gene Ontology annotation, cellular component: plasma membrane. Bases 1 to 2385 code for a protein of 794 amino acids.